GACUACUUCACCUCACGCAGUGCACGGUAAGUUUAACCAAAGAAGGAAAACAGGAUCUGAUUUUGUAAGGAAGUUUUGUUUUGAGGGCUCGGGGGAUGCCGAGGGCCCCUCGCUCCUUCGCCGGGACUCUCCAUCCCUGCUGCACUUGCAUGACAAAAGGCAGCCGCAGCAGCUCCACUGACCUAAUGAGAUGAGGGUCUCCGGAGCCCUUCCACUGAGCCUCCUGCUCCUGGGCUGCCUGGGGGGCGCCGCCAGCGGGCAGGCCCGAGGGGCUGGUGAGAAUGCGGAGCGCCCCGCGCCCUGGGCGCAAGCCGGGCAGUUCUCUACCCGGGAGCAGCAUGUGUGCAGCUGGCAGCUGGUCCGACGGGAGGAGGCCACCGAGCUGCAGCUGAGUUGCCAGGCGCCUGGAGAGGGCGGCAGCGAGGGGCUCCGGUGCGCGUACCGGGGCCAGCCGGAGCGCUGCGCUGCCUACGGCGCCAAGAGCCGCCAGUACUGGAAGCAGAUCCUGGGCAAGCUGCGCCGGAAGCGCCACCCCUGCCAGGAUGGCAGCCCGCUCAAAGCCCGGCUCUGCAGCAGCAAGAAGGGGCCGCCCGAGGCGCAGCUGCGCUUAGCACCCCCCAGCCCCAGCCCUGCGGCGCCUGGGGCCGCCGGGGGCCCCGCCAGAGGCAACGCCAAGGGCCAGGGCAGUGUCCAGGAGGCGCCUACACUGCAGCAGCCCGGGGCCCCCGGCGCCAAGGCGAUGAGCAGCGGGGCACACGCUGGUGCCCCGGAGAAGCGGGGCAAGGCGGGCAAGAGGAAAGGGGGUCCCGGCUCCCCGCUGCCCCCCGAGCGGCGGCCGCCCACGGCUGGGGGGAACCCGGAGCCGCCCACGGAGCUGAGCGAGGACCUGGCCGAGACCUACUGUGCGGAGCAGUGGCACUCGCUCUGCAGCUUCUUCGUCAACUUCUGGAACGGCUGAGGGCACAGGGCGGCGGCGGGGGGC
Gopherus flavomarginatus (Mexican gopher tortoise) is the source of this 982-nucleotide messenger RNA. RefSeq names its product fibroblast growth factor binding protein 3 (gene FGFBP3). The transcript is spliced from 2 exons. The coding region runs from base 191 to 958 and encodes 255 amino acids. The record is from RefSeq and is a predicted model, not a curated record. Gene Ontology annotation, biological process: cell-cell signaling. Gene Ontology annotation, molecular function: growth factor binding. Lineage: Eukaryota; Metazoa; Chordata; Testudines; Testudinidae.